Messenger RNA from Betta splendens (Siamese fighting fish), 6177 nucleotides. It is a transcript of the gene epb41l2, whose product is annotated as erythrocyte membrane protein band 4.1 like 2. The transcript has 23 exons. The record is from RefSeq and is a predicted model, not a curated record. Bases 304 to 3336 code for a protein of 1010 amino acids. NCBI's taxonomy places the organism in Eukaryota, Metazoa, Chordata, Actinopteri, Anabantiformes, Osphronemidae. Gene Ontology annotation, cellular component: plasma membrane; cytoskeleton. Gene Ontology annotation, biological process: cortical actin cytoskeleton organization. Gene Ontology annotation, molecular function: structural molecule activity; actin binding.
UGUCCCAUGCUCCCUCUCAUCUUCUGCCCUCGUUUCUCUGAGCAGUUGUCCCCAGGGGGAGGCAGACGCAGAUCUCUGAGGGAGAGAGCAGAGGAUGGAGGAGGCAGUGACAGUUUGUAGGGCAGGCGUUUGCUAAGAGGUGGGAGGUGAAAGUCGGGGAACGAAGGACGAGCGAAGGGACACUGGGUCCAUAAAGAGAGAUUAAGGAGGAAAAAGUAAGUAGAGGUGAGAAGAAGUAAAGAAAAGGGGGAAACAGGAAGUGUAACAGUGUCAGCAACAGAAACAGUAGGUUCACUUGUCGCCAUGACAACAGAAGCAGGCUCUGAGACCGAGGUGAAGGAGACGGCGGAGGAGUCGGCUGCUCAGCCGGACCAAUCGGAGAAGGAAGCAGAAAAAGCCCAGGAAGUGGCAAACGCGGAGGGAGAGGAGAAAGCAAAAGAACAGGACAAAGCGAAAGAGGUGAAGGAGGGGAAAGGAAUAUCCCGAUACCUGCCAGGAUGGCUUAAGAAGCAGAAGUCCCAAGGCCAGACCUCCCCAACCAAGGAGGUCCCCCCCGCAGAGGAAGCCGUCAGCAAGGAGACACCAGACGAGGCAGAGUCUGCCCCAGAAGUGAACGGCCACGCAGAGGAAGUGGAGGAGAAGGAAGCGGCAGAGACGGUGCAAGUGAAGGAAAGAGACGCAGAAUCUCAUUCCAACGCCAGCGCGGACACUGAGCCUGCCAAGGAAGAGAAGGAGGAGAAGAGCUCUGAAAAAAGUCCGGAGGAGACCAAGGAGACAAAGGGAGAAGAAGGAGCAGAGGAGCUGAAGAAGGAGAAGGAAGGAGAGGUGGAAGCUAAAGGCGAGGGAGGAGAAGGCCAGACCUCUAUUUUCACGUCUCCUCUUCGUCUGGCGAGGAAGACAAAGAUGAAGCUCGUGGUGUGUCAUGUUACGCUUCUGGAUGGGACGGACUUCACCUGUGAGGUGGAGAAACGUGCUAAGGGUCAGUACUUGUUCUUCAAGGUGUGUGAGCACCUUAAUCUACUGGAAAAAGACUACUUUGGCCUGAUAUAUAAAGACAGCCAUGAACAGAAGUGUUGGUUGGAUCCCACCAAGGAAAUCAAGAGACAGAUACGAAGUAACAACUGGCAAUUUGCAUUUAACGUCAAGUUCUACCCUCCAGAACCCUCACUGCUCACUGAGGACAUUACUAGGUACCUGUUGUGUCUGCAGCUCCGUGAAGAUGUUGCUUCUGGUCGACUGCCGUGCUCCUUUGUCACUCAUGCUCUGCUGGGGUCGUACACAUUGCAGGCAGAAUUUGGUGACUAUGAACCUGACCAACCUCGACCUCUGGACUACAUCAGUCAACUGACCUUCGCACCCAAUCAGAAUAAAGAGAUGGAGGAGAAGAUCCUUGAACUCCACAAGUCACAUAGGGGAUUGACACCAGCACAGGCUGACACCCAGUUUCUAGAAAACGCCAAGAAACUGUCUAUGUAUGGAGUGGACCUGCACCAUGCUAAGGAUUCUGAGGCUGUGGACAUCAUGCUAGGCGUGUGUGCCAACGGUCUCCUGGUUUACAAAGACAGACUUCGGAUCAAUCGCUUUGCUUGGCCCAAAAUCCUCAAGAUUUCGUACAAGAGGAACAACUUCUACAUUAAGAUCAGACCAGGAGAGACGGAGCAGUUCGAGAGCACAGUGGGCUUCAAGCUGCAGAAUCAUCGAUCUGCCAAAAAGCUGUGGAAAGUCUGCGUAGAGAAUCACAGUUUCUUCAGGCUAAAUGCACCAGAACCUCCAACAAAGGCUCGUUUCUUGACACUGGGUUCUAAGUUUCGUUAUAGUGGGCGCACUCAGGCCCAGACCCGUAUGGCCAGCUCCCUCAUAGACAGACCUGCGCCCAACUUUGAACGCACGUCGUCGAAACGCAUCAGCCGGAGUCUGGAUGGAGCUCCAGUGAUCAACAUAACGGAGGCCGGCAGGGACAUGGCGGAGAACGGACGGGAGCUCCACUCUGACUCUAAGAGUCCUAUGAGAGUGCAUGGGGACAAUAUUUAUGUGAGGCACAGUAAUUUAAUGUUGGAGGACCAUGAUAAGACCCAAGACGAGGUUCUGAAACACCAAGCUAGCAUUAGCCAGCUCAAACGCUCCUUUAUGGAGGCGCCACCUCCCUCUCCUCCUCAGCCCAACCAGUGGGAGAAACGUCUCACCUCCUCCCCCGCAACAACGCUACGCAUUCAGCAGCAACAACAGCAAGUGGUGAGUGUGCCCCAAAUGGAAGCCUCUGCAGCUGAUAACACAAUCUCUGAUACCAAAGAACCUGUGAAGACAACCGAAGUUGAAAUUGAGGAAACCGUUGUCAUCCAAGAAGUUUCCAAAGCAACCAAAUCUGGAUUUGUUACUGUUACAACCAGUGACCCAACUGCAGAGCAGGAAACAAGAGCAGAGGUUGAGGAGGAAGCAGCAGUGGUACUAGUGAAGGAAGCAAAGACAGCGAAGCAGGAGAGCGUUUCCUCUGAGAGUGAGAGCGAAGAAGAAGCAGAGUAUCACCCAAAUGUCCCAGUGUCCAUUUCUCAUACACAAAUACCAGAAGAGAACGAAGAUGAGGAAGAGCACGAGAAGAAUGAGGUUGAGGCAGUGGAGCAGGACAAGACUGGUCCAGAUGCUGCUCCUCAUCCAGCUGAAGUCAACCAACCUGAGGCAAUCGCUCGACUCGAAGAGGAGUGCGGGAAAGUCGAUACGGAGGCCACAGAGGAUGAGAAAGUUGAGCCUGAGCCAGAAGGAAGCACAGAUGACCCAAAGAUGCUUCCCGAUGAAGCUACUAAUGGUGUCUCCCACAAAGAGGAGGCCGUGACCAGUUUGGCCGAGGAAGAAGAGCAACCGAAAAUGAAUGGAGAGUCCAGUGUGCUCGAAGCAGAACUACGACCACAGGUUAUUUGUUGCUCUGAGCCACCUGUGGUAAAGACAGAAAUGGUGACUAUAUCAGACACGUUUGCAGCCCAGAAAACUGAGAUAGCAACUAAAGAAGUGCCCAUCGUACAUACGGAAACCAAGACCAUCACGUACGAGGCUGCACAGUUGGAUGGUACUGGUGACGGUGAGCCUGGCGUGUUGAUGACUGCUCAGACAAUCACCUCUGAAUCUCUUUGUACUACUACAACCACGCACAUUACCAAGACAUUGAAGGGCGGCCUGUCGGAGACCAGGAUCGAGAAGCGCAUCGUCAUCACUGGCGACUGUGAUAUCGACCACGACCAGGCUCUGGCACAGGCCAUUAAGGAGGCCAAAGAGCAACAUCCUGACAUGUCUGUUACCAGAGUGGUGGUUCAUAAAGAAACUGAACUGGCUGAGGAGGAAGAUUGACUGAAUGCAGAGUUGCCCACCGUGACUGUUUUCUCUGUUGACACUGAACGAUCUUCAUCACCCGACGACCACCGACCUCGACCUCGACCGACUGAAGCGCAGGAGGAGGGUUAGACGGCUGGAGAGAAGUUGCCAAUCUCUUUCUAGACAGCCUUUCUUCCAUGUCUGUGGUGAAUCUCUAUCCCUCACUUUCGAACCAGGAAAAGGAAAAUUAAUAUCCUCACUCUUCAAGGGAGUGAAAAAAGAACCACUUUGUUAGCUUAACGUUCGUAGCAUGUUUUUAUUUUUAUAAUAGUGCUUUUGUUUGUUUUACAAAAUGAGAGAAAAUAGUGCGUCAUAUAUUCUAAGGAUUAAACAUUAAACAGGAAUGCACUGAUGACUAAUCCUGGUAAGGAGCACGACUGAAGUAAUCAUUGUACUGGUUAGUGUCACAGUACUGGUGUAACUCAGUGACCCUUGAAGUUCAAAGCAAGUUUGUGCUUUUUUCCCCAUAUACAAAAAGACGACAAAGCUUUUAUCCUCAUGAUUUAGUGAAAGCAUUAUUUGUCUGUAUCGGUGGCAGAAGGUGCAUUGGUGCAUUCAAACAGCUCCCUGCCUCCUGCCUGUAUUUGUAACGAGCUACACACAUAAACAGUAACAAGGAGAGCUUUUCAAACAUAUUAAGUAAUAAAACAAAGCUGUGUGAUUCAGAUGAAGGGCAGGAGACUGGGAGCUGUAACUUAAAACCCUCCUUAUCCUUAAUAAUCGGCCACUUUCCGCUGUGUAGCAGCAGAGUAAGUUCGUUUUCAGUUCAGUCAAAGAAGAAAUGCAUUUUUAACAUUUACAUUAGGUGAGAAUUGAAGGGGUUUUAUUCAAAUUCUGGUUACAUAAAGGGUAUUUGAGGUCUAUUCAACGUCACUGUACACUAAAAAAAAUGAAGGUUUUUCUUGAUGGGAGCAUCUUUUUAUGACACUACUCAUUCCUACUGGGCCUCAGGGAAGCCAGGGAGCAGUAAAGCUAUUGGGAGAGAGGACCAGUAAACUGGGGUGACUGGGACAUAGUGGCUACAGUGUCCACUAACGAGCUGGGACAUUAAUUGAGUCGUCAAAGACUUUAAUCUUUUAAUUUCCUCACAACAAAUGCUUAAAAUGAAGAUCUAAUUGAAAUUUAAGUUAUUUAAGAAGAGCUUUGUGCUGUGACCAACACAGGUACCAAAACGAGGUGAUGCAGUUGGAACAACUUGAAACUAUUUCUGUCUAAAAUUCAUUAUUCAGUUUCUGCCAACGCUUCCUCAGAGGCCGUUUCACUUCCAGCUUCUUUUCACCCUGCUCGCUGUAACGAGAGCCGCGUUUGCAUUCAGCACGUCUUCGCACAUUUCUAUCUUGCCAAGCGUAUUCUGAGUGAGUCUAGAUAGAAGGCUACCGCACGGAUUGGUUUGAGAGUGUGUAGGCAACAGGCGAAGUCAGAACUCUCCUCGACGUGUUCAACCGCAACCAAAUAUUUGCUGCGUUCAUGUCUUUUUUUUUAUGUCUGUUUCUACAGUUCCUAAAUUUUUCACGUUUGUUAUUUAAAGCAUCGGUGGGUGGGAAGAUGCAUGAAAUUAAAAUUAUCCUGGCCGGUCGCCGGUUCAAACUUUUUCAUAAAUGCGGGUUUUACCGACAUGAAUCGGCUCAUUUACUGGGAGUUAGUUGCUGUAGGGGAAAAGCAGAAGCACACGGUUUAAAUGAUGCACGUAGACCAGGCACGUCGACUCACACUCACUAGACCACGAGCAGAAAUGGAAUCGGUUCCAAUGUUUUAUUCAAGUUUUCUAUUCUGCAUUCUUUCACGAAUAUGUUCAGAGUUUCACAAAGAGCACGAUCGUAAAUAUCGACAGAUUGAAAUGUGUUAAAGCACGUUCAGAUUUCACACAAAAACAAACACAUUUCGGUGAAACUGAACUGAUGAUUAAGAUGAAAUAAAAUUCCACCUGCCACGUUUGAUUUGGAGCCGCUCAAACUUUGAAUGUAUCUUGAAUUCGACGUGGUUUAAAAACUUUGCUCACUUUCGGCUUUUCAAUGGUGAAACCCUUCUACACCUCUACUAUGCAGUUUAAUGACAACAUUCCAGAUGAGGGCGACGCUUUAACCUCGAACCCUUUUAUAAAGAGACAAAGCAGCAAAAAUGAAGGACACGGAACCAUGUGACACUAGGCAGCUUUAGACAUUUUCACUGUUCCAAAAGCAUUUAGUUCUAUCACAGCUCUAAUUGUAGUGGUUUUCACAGUUUGUUGUCAUAUCUUUGUGAAACUGAUCUUGUUAAAAGGUGGGAUUUCUUGUGCCCCCUCUUGAUAUCCAUAAAAUUCAUUCAAUUUUUUUCUUUUUUCUUUUUUUCUUCAAGGGGCCCCACUUCAAAUCAAACUUUCUGCCUUUGUACUUGCAGCCACAGGCUUCGCCCUCUGUUCGGGGGGUCUGGGCUCUUGUAAACAGUCACAGGAGCUUUGGGAGCUGUGGGAUCUGUUUUUUUCCAAAAUCGUACAGUUAACCUGAGUGAAAUACUCACAAAUGACUGUCUUUAAUACAAAGAUCAACAUCUUAACGUCAGGGAUGUUGGAAAGAUGACACACAUCCACCUCCCUGAAUGGUGCUGCACCAUCUCCACCCAGAUCAGACAACGCUUUGUAUUUUAUCUAACAAAAUGAAAUAAUCUUUAAUUAAAAACAUUGGAAAGCGUCCCACAGUUUCCUCACUGCUCCCUCUUAGCCAGCCAAUGAUCACCAGUAGGCUUUUUUCUAUCUAGCAGCUUCAUUGUCUCGUGCCUCCCCACACACAGCCACUCCUCCCCUGUGUAACACUGUUUAAAUAAAGGAUUGUUAUAAUCAGA